Hordeum vulgare subsp. vulgare (domesticated barley) is the source of this 1165-nucleotide messenger RNA. Its product is annotated as PRA1 family protein B2-like. Gene Ontology annotation, biological process: vesicle-mediated transport. Bases 217 to 897 code for a protein of 226 amino acids. NCBI's taxonomy places the organism in Eukaryota, Viridiplantae, Streptophyta, Magnoliopsida, Poales, Poaceae. The transcript is spliced from 2 exons. The record is from RefSeq and is a predicted model, not a curated record. Gene Ontology annotation, cellular component: endoplasmic reticulum; Golgi apparatus.
AAGGGGGGAAAAGGGUGCAGCCGUCCCAAACCGUUGACCCGUCGCAUCCCCCGGGGUGGAGCGUCGGUGCUAAGAAACUAACCAACCACCAAUUCUCUUCUCCAAUACAAAACCAUUCCAUUCGCAUCCUCCUCACUUCCUCAGAUCCAAAUCGCGCGCGAGAGAGCAAGGGAGGAAGAAAGAAAGAGAUCUCGCCUAGCGCCACCAGAAUCUGCCAUGGCCUCGGCCGCACCGCCCCUCCUCCCCACCUCUGUCCCGGCCGCCGCGCCCGCCACCGUCCUCCCCGCCGCUCCGGACGCCGCCACCUCCAUCGCCUCCCCAGACCCGGCCGCCACGCGCGCCUUCCUGGGCCGCCUGUACGACUCGGCCAAGCGCUCCCUCUCGGGCGCCCGGCCCUGGCCCGAGCUCCUGGACCGCGCCGCGCUCUCGCGCCCGGACUCCCUCUCAGACGCCACCGCCCGCCUCCGCAAGAACCUCGCCUACUUCCGCGUCAACUACGCCGCGCUCGUCGCGCUCUCCCUCGCGGUCUCCCUCCUCGCGCACCCCUUCUCGCUCGCCGCCCUCCUCGCGCUCCUCGCCGCCUGGUGCUUCCUCUACAUCCUCCGCCCCGCUGACGCGGCCCCGCUCGCCGCCUUCGGCCGCACCUUCUCCGACAGGGAGACGCUCGGGGGGCUCAUCGCCGCCUCCGUCUUCGUCGUCUUCCUCACAUCUGUCGGUGGGAUCAUCUUCUCCGCGCUGGCGCUCGGCGCCGCCGUCGUCUGCGCGCACGGGGCCUUCCGCGUGCCCGAGGACCUCUUCCUCGACGAGGUGCCCGACCAGGGCCUCGUAGGAAACGGCGCCACCCUCAACCUCCUCUCCUUCAUCAACGGCGCCGCCGGAGGAGGAGGACGCGUCUGAGCCAGCCUCAUAUCCUCAGCUCUCUGAUCUGCUACUCGGAAGACACAAGUCACUGUUGAAGAUGCCCUAAGUGUAGUAUCGAUCUUGUUUGGAGUAUCAUUAAUUGAAUUCCAAUGACGACAAUCCUUACAACAUUUUAUUCAUAUAGGUGGUCUGAAAUGUCAAAAAAUCGUCGAUGUAAAGCGGUAAUAAGUUCUGUAUGCCGAAUUUGAGAUCUCCUUUUACCGUCCAACGACCGAUAAAUAAGUGAAACGAGGACUUUUUCUUA